UCCACUUCAGUCACCAAACUCCUCCUCUGCAGCAGGAAUGGCUGCGCCGGCCCCUGGAGAGGAAAAGACCCUCCAAGAGGAGCUCUCGCUCCCAAUUAUUUUGGCUGACCGGCUCUGCAAGUCGGCUCAUGAAGCCGAGUCAUCCAAGGUGGAGUGCGCCGAGCUGGCCAAGCAAGUGGACCGCCUCUCCCAGAUGCUCCGCUCCACGGUCCGACUCGCCUCCGCCACCCAAACCCUCUACGAGCGGCCCGUGCGGCGGAUCGUGGCUGACGUGGCGAAGAACCUGGAACGAGCCCUAACCCUUGUCCGCAAGUGCAAGCAUAGUGGCGUCCUCCGCCAGGUCUUCUCUAUCACCUCCACCGCCGACUUCCGCAAGGUCUCGAGCCUCCUGGAGUCCUCCAUCGGCGACAUGAAGUGGCUGCUUUCGAUCUUCGACUCCGACGGCACUAACCUCUCCCUCCCCCCCAUCGCCAGCAACGACCCCAUCCUCGCCUGGGUCUGGUCCUUCAUCGCCACCAUCCAGAUGGGCCAGCCCAAGGACCGCGCCGACGCUGCCAACGAGCUCGGGUCUCUCGCGCGCGACAACCACCGCAACAAGAAGAUGAUCGUCGAGGAGGGAGGGAUUGGACCGCUGCUCAAGCUUCUCAAGGAGGGCUCCUCCCCCGAGGCCCAAAUCGCCGCCGCCACUGCUCUCUGCAACAUCGCCACCGACCGGGCGAGGGUGCGCUUCGUUGUGGAGUCACUCGGAGUUCCGGUGAUCGUUCAGGUGCUCGGGGACUCUCCGGCGAGGGUUCAGGCCUCCGUGGCGAAGCUGGUGGCGCUGAUGGCCGACCUGGACCCCGAGGCGCAGGAGGAGUUCGCGCGAGAGAACGCGACGAGGCCGCUGGUGUCGACGCUGGCCAUGGACACGGUUCUGGACGAUCCGAAGCCUCAGUCUGGUAAGACCAGCAUUCAUUCCCUUGUUCAGAUUAACAAAGAGCUAGCUGAGAGUGGCAAAGUAGUACGAAACUAUCAUAACAAUAGUGGGUCGUUGGGUCAUUCGCAUUCCGAUGGGAGUAGCAAAGGUAGUGGGCAUUAUAAUAGAAAGGAGAGGGAGUGGGAGUCGGAGACACCUGAGGUGAAGCUUAUGGUCAAGAUCAGCUGCGCAGAGGCGCUAUGUAAAUUGUCCAAAGAGAGUUUGGCAAAUAGUAGGAAAAUUGCAGAGACAAAAGGGUUGCUUUGCUUAGCCAAGAUUGUUGAGGUUGAGAGAGGAGACUUGCAACUCAAUUGUUUGAUGACUGUGACGGAGAUAGCCGCCGUGGCAGAAUCCAAUCCCGACCUUAGGCGAGCUGCUUUUAAGCCCAGUUCACCACCUGCAAAAGCGGUGUUGGAUCAGCUUUUGAGGGUAAUUCAAGAAGGGAGUAGUCCUACAUUGCAAAUUUAUGCAAUUAGAGCAAUUGGGUGUUUGGCACGGACUUUCCCUGCGAGGGAGUCACGGAUAAUUGGUCCAUUGGUUGUGCAGCUUGGUAGUAAGAAUGUGGAUGUGGCAAUGGAGACUGCUGUUGCGCUGGGAAAAUUUGUGUGUCCAGAGAAUUUCAAUCGCGUGGAGCAUUCAAAGGCGAUUGUAGAGUUUGAAGGGGUUCCGCCGCUAAUGAAGCUGUUGCGGGCCAAUGAACGGGCUCAAGUGCCUGGAUUAGUUUUGUUGUGUUAUCUUGCAUUGCAAGUUGGCAAUAGCAAGGCCCUCGAACAAGCACGGGCAUUGAAUGCUCUUGAGGGUGCAGCCCGUUCUGUUGUAGCUCAAAAUCCUAGUUUGAGGGAACUGUUUGCUGAGGCCAUACACCACCUCACUCUUUAUCAGGCUGGAGCUCAUCCCCACAGGCAGCCUUAUGCACCCUAAAGCCAGUGUGUUGGCUGCCAGAAUUAUUCCUCGAUGUGAGUGUGUCUUAGAUUGUAACAUACCAAGAACAGAUUGUUACAAUCUGAGCAUUAAAAACACAAAAUUUGACUGUAUAAUAGGCUGUUGUUCACGGUAUUGAAUCAUCAUACCGAAUAACUGUAUCAAUUAGUUGAGUUAAUACAAUUAUAUGAGUGGAUGUUUUGAUAUGUACAUGUAAUUAUUGCACAUAAUUUGACGGAAUUUUACCGUUGUAUUCUUAAAGAGUUGCUAAUUCUUGUUUCUCCUA
Molecule: messenger RNA, 2162 nt
Organism: Corylus avellana
Lineage: Eukaryota; Viridiplantae; Streptophyta; Magnoliopsida; Fagales; Betulaceae
Biological process (GO): cell surface receptor signaling pathway
Molecular function (GO): protein binding
Source: RefSeq, a predicted model, not a curated record